AUGGCACCGGGGAAGGAGGUCAAGACGGAAGACGUGGAGUUGUCUAAGCGGAAAGCCUCAGACGAAAUCACUCACGAUGCGAAGCGCGUCAAGCCAUCUAUUUCACCAUCGCCCAGCGAGAGCGCGCCGCCGACCGUCAAUCACGAUGCCUUUCCCGUGAAGCCUGCAGUCACCGAAGAGCGAAACGGGGAAAUCUCAUUCUAUGUUGUCAACAACGACGGCGCACCCACCUCCACCAUCAUUCUCACUGGCCUCAAAUGCAUCUUUCAGAAGCAGCUGCCCAAAAUGCCGAAAGACUACAUCGCGCGUCUAGUCUACGACCGGACGCACUUGAGCAUCGCGAUAGUUAAGCGUCCUCCGGAAGGCAGCUAUGCUGAGAGCUCCGGCCUGCCUGGUGAGGUUGUCGGAGGCAUCACAUAUCGUCCUUUCAAGGGUCGCCAAUUUGCCGAGAUUGUCYUCUGUGCUAUCAGCAGCGACCAGCAGGUAAAGGGCUAUGGCGCACACUUAAUGAAUCAUCUGAAAGACUACGUCAAGGCCACGAGCGACGUCAUGUAUUUUCUCACCUACGCCGACAAUUAUGCAAUUGGAUACUUCAAGAAGCAAGGUUUCACCAAGGAGAUCACGCUGGACAGACCAAAAUGGAUGGGAUACAUCAAAGAUUACKAGGGAGGCACCAUCAUGCAAUGUACUAUGCUACCCAAAGUUCGAUACCUUGAGUCGGCCAGGAUGCUACUCAAGCAGAAGGCCGCAGUGCACGCCAAGAUCCGUGCUGUCAGCAAGAGCUAUGAAAUCCAUCAACCGCCUGCGCAGUUCAAGAAGAUCAAACAGGGUCAACCGCUGCCGGAAAUCGAUCCUCUUGCCAUUGAUGCGAUCAAAGCUACCGGUUGGUCUCCCGAUAUGGACGCCCUUGCACGACAGCCGCGAAGAAAUCCAUCCCACAGCUUGCUCCUCGGUCUGCUUUCUGCUCUACAGACCGGCUCAUCUUCUUGGCCGUUCAUGACGCCCGUGAACGGUGAUGAAGUGCACGAUUACUACGAAGUUAUUAAGGAGCCCAUGGACUUGGGUACGAUGGAGCAAAAGCUAGAGAAAGACCAGUACGAGAGUGUCGAGGACUUUAUCAAGGACGUCCUUCUUAUCGUUCGCAAUUGUAAGCGUUACAACGCUGAGACCACCCCGUACGCGAAAGCAGCCAACAAGCUCGAGAAGGAGAUGUGGAAGAAAAUCCGUGAGGUGCCAGAAUGGAGCUACUUAGAGCCUGAAUCCUUCGAGACAACAAAUCGAAAGGCAGAGUAG
Ramularia collo-cygni is the source of this 1293-nucleotide messenger RNA. RefSeq names its product probable histone acetyltransferase. NCBI's taxonomy places the organism in Eukaryota, Fungi, Ascomycota, Dothideomycetes, Mycosphaerellales, Mycosphaerellaceae. The record is from RefSeq and is a predicted model, not a curated record. The coding region runs from base 1 to 1293 and encodes 430 amino acids. The transcript is spliced from 2 exons. Gene Ontology annotation, cellular component: histone acetyltransferase complex. Gene Ontology annotation, molecular function: histone H3 acetyltransferase activity; protein binding. Gene Ontology annotation, biological process: chromatin remodeling; positive regulation of transcription by RNA polymerase II.